AUGGAACGUGGAGGCUUCCAUGGCUACCGCAAGUUCUCCCUCAACACCACCAAUCCUUCUGAACCAGGUACGAAGUUUUUGAUGGCGGAGGGGAGCAUGCAGCUAUCAGAGCCCAACCAGACUAACAAAACCGCUAAUGGAGGUGAAGAGGAGUGCACGGUGAGGGAGCAAGACAGGUUCAUGCCUAUUGCCAACGUGAUACGGAUCAUGCGGAGGAUCUUACCUGCUCACGCCAAGAUCUCUGACGACUCCAAGGAGACGAUCCAAGAGUGUGUCUCGGAGUACAUCAGCUUCAUAACAGGAGAGGCCAAUGAGCGAUGCCAGAGGGAGCAGCGCAAGACCAUCACUGCCGAGGAUGUCUUGUGGGCCAUGAGCAAGCUAGGUUUUGAUGAUUACAUAGAACCCCUCACGUUGUACCUCCACCGCUACAGAGAGUUGGAGGGUGACAGAGGAGUUGGGUACAAUACUGGUUCCGUUGGUAUGACCAGUGGCAUGGUGGUCAAGAGGCCUAAUGGUGCCAUGGCCGAGUAUGGAGCCUACGGUGUUGUGCCAGGGAUGCACAUGGCGCCGUACCAUUAUCGUCAUCAGAAUGGGUAUGGUUACAGUGGUAAUGAACCUGAUUCCAAAAUGGGUGGUCCAUCAUCAGCAGCUAAUGGUUCCAGAGUUGAACUGUUUCCAACUCAGCAACAUAAGUACUGAGAACAAUGGCUAAUGAAAGUUGACAGCUGUUUUGGUAUCUAACCCCUUAAAUG
This is a messenger RNA of Brassica rapa (field mustard), 752 nucleotides long. Its product is annotated as nuclear transcription factor Y subunit B-6. Lineage: Eukaryota; Viridiplantae; Streptophyta; Magnoliopsida; Brassicales; Brassicaceae. Gene Ontology annotation, molecular function: DNA-binding transcription activator activity, RNA polymerase II-specific; RNA polymerase II cis-regulatory region sequence-specific DNA binding; protein heterodimerization activity. Gene Ontology annotation, biological process: regulation of transcription by RNA polymerase II. The record is from RefSeq and is a predicted model, not a curated record. Gene Ontology annotation, cellular component: nucleus; CCAAT-binding factor complex.